Cyphellophora europaea CBS 101466 is the source of this 792-nucleotide messenger RNA. RefSeq lists its product as uncharacterized. The transcript has a single exon. The coding region runs from base 1 to 792 and encodes 263 amino acids. NCBI's taxonomy places the organism in Eukaryota, Fungi, Ascomycota, Eurotiomycetes, Chaetothyriales, Cyphellophoraceae. The record is from RefSeq and is a predicted model, not a curated record.
AUGUCUUCACAACCUCUAUACUACGAUAAGGUCUCCGAGAACGAGGAUGAUAUCAGCCUCGAUCAGCCUACCCAUAAGCCCUCGGCCGUCAAGCGCUGGAGCUGGGGUCAACAAUCAUUCAUUAUUCGUACCCUUGUCAUUGCUAUUUACACGAUUCUGAUCGCCGGUAUCUGCUCUGCGAUCGUCGAAUACCGACAUAGCGAUGACUCGACGACCACUGCCGUCGCCGAGGCUACUUCCACUCCUGCUCCUGCUGCCCAGGUCGAGCAGGCCAAGGCUGAGGUUGAGGCCAAGCCCGACACUCCCAAUACUGGCCUCGAUCAGAUCCAGCACUGCGGCUCCAACCACACCGAGGCCAAGGCUUUGGGCUGCGUGUACGAUGUCAUGAUGCAGCUGUGGAUGCCCGCUGCCUGCUAUGACGAAGUUCUCAGUGAACGCUUCCUGAACGAGGGCAACUGGACCUGGUGGUCCGACCCCGAGAAUGGUGUCACUAUGUCCGAUGAGCAGAUGCGCAAGGGUGAACACUCCGUUGCCUUCAUGUUGAUGGAUUACCACAAGAUGCACUGUAUUUUUGCCAUGGAGAAGCUGGUCCGUGCUCUGCGAAACCAGUGGUCCAUCAUACCCGAGCUGGUCUCAUACGACCACAUUGUGCAUUGCAAGCACAAGACCCUCGCUCGCCCCGACGGCGACACGGUCAAGGGUGUCCGCGCUCCCACCGGUUUCACCUCGUGUGCUCCUUAUGAGGUCUGGAAGAAUCAGCUUCCCGAGGACCACACUUCUUCAACCGACUAA